AUGAAGAUUGAAGAAACAUUCAGAAUGAAACAUGAAGAUACUGGGACACACACCGAGAUGGUGUUUAUUAAAGUGGAGAGUGAAGACAUAAAGAUUGAAGAAACAUUGACAGUGAAACAUGAAGAUACUGAGGAACAAACAAAGAUGGCGUUUAUUAAAGAGGAGAUUGAAGACAUAAGGAUUGAAGGAACAUUCAGUGUGAAACAUGAAUAUACUGCGGAACAAUCAAAGAUGGCGUUUAUUAAAGAGGAGAUUGAAGACAUAAGGAUUGAAGGAACAUUCAGUGUGAAACAUGAAGAAACCGAGGAACAAAAGAAGGAGCUGUUUAAUAAAGAGGAGAGUAAAGACAUGAAGAUUGAAGAAACAUUCACAGUGAAACAUGAAGAUACUAAGGAACAAAAAGAUCUGAUGAUGCUAAAAGAGGAGAUUCGAGAUCCGAAUGAUACAGUAGAGAAAGAUCAGUUUGAGAAACGUGAUAUCACAACUGGAGAAAAGUCAUUAAGUUGCUCACAGACAGAACAGGCUUCACCAAAAAGAGCUCAAAAGACAGCAAAUAGAAGUUAUUUCACCUGCCAACAGUGUGGAAGGAGUUUCACUCAAAAAGGACAUCUUAAAACUCACAUGAGAAUUCACACUGGAGAGAAGCCAUACACAUGUCCACAGUGUGGAAAGAGUUUCACACAUAAAGGAACCCUUAAUACCCACAUGAAAGUUCACACUAGAGAGGGCCCGUUCACCUGCAAACUGUGUGGAAAAACCUUUAAUCGAAAAGGAAAUCUAAACACUCACAUGAGAAGUCAUGCUGAAAAGAAGCCAUACACAUGUCAACAGUGUGGAAAGACUUUAACACAUAAAGGAGCCCUUUAUUGCCACAUGAAAGUUCACACUGGAGAGGACCCUUACACCUGCAAACUGUGUGGAAAAACCUUGAGUCGAAAAAGAAAUCUUAAAAAACACAUGAGAAUUCACACUGGAGAGGAGACAUACACAUGUCCACAGUGUGGAAAGACUUUAACACAUAAAGGAGCCCUUUAUUGCCACAUGAAAGCUCACGCUGGAGAGGGCCCUUUCACCUGCAAACUGCAAACCUUUGUCUCCAGAGAUGACAUUUGA
Molecule: messenger RNA, 1113 nt
Organism: Rhinichthys klamathensis goyatoka
Lineage: Eukaryota; Metazoa; Chordata; Actinopteri; Cypriniformes; Leuciscidae
Product: oocyte zinc finger protein XlCOF6-like
Exons: 2
Coding region: 1-1113 (370 amino acids)
Biological process (GO): regulation of DNA-templated transcription
Molecular function (GO): RNA polymerase II cis-regulatory region sequence-specific DNA binding; DNA-binding transcription factor activity, RNA polymerase II-specific
Source: RefSeq, a predicted model, not a curated record